Molecule: messenger RNA, 3536 nt
Organism: Heterocephalus glaber (naked mole-rat)
Lineage: Eukaryota; Metazoa; Chordata; Mammalia; Rodentia; Bathyergidae
Source: RefSeq, a predicted model, not a curated record
UUUCAGGCUUCUUUAGGCCCUGGCAAUGGAGACUGAGAUUUUUUCUCAGCAACACUAACUAUAGCUGAGUUAGGGUUGCUGUUUUCAUUGGAAUUGGGGAUUUAUAGUUGGCUGCUGGCUCUUCUACCCCCUGUUUUAUUACACUGAACCUUUACUCACAUUUAAUAUGUUACCUGCCUCUGCCAAGCCCAGGAAAAGUACCCGAACGUGUGACCCUGCUCUUGUAUUUCCUAGAUGAUGGCAGGAGGUCUGGGGAAGUGGUUGGCAAUUUACUCAGUGGCUCUCUUGCCUUCCAGCUCCUGUGAACCUGUGCUGCUUCUUCUGUGAAUAGAAAUGGGUGGGAAAGAGCAAGUUACUCGGCAUAAAGGAGUAGUAAGGAAGAUACAAUUCAUAUUGCUCUUCAGUCGACAAGGGAAAUUGCGGCUGCAGAAAUGGUACACCACCCUCCCUGACAAAGAGAGAAAAAAGAUCACCAGGGAAAUCAUUCAGAUUAUUCUCUCUCGUGGUUAUAGGACAAGCAGUUUUAUUGACUGGAAGGAGCUAAAACUGGUUUAUAAAAGGUAUGCUAGUUUAUAUUUUUGCUGUGCAGUAGAAAAUCAAGACAAUGAGCUCUUGACACUAGAGAUUGUGCAUCGUUAUGUGGAGUUGCUGGACAAAUACUUUGGAAAUCACUUUUCAAUUCCAAAGAGAUUUAUAAGGAUUAACUGGUUAAUCUUUCAAUCUUCAGUCUGUGAACUGGAUAUUAUCUUUAAUUUUGAAAAGGCGUAUUUUAUCCUUGAUGAAUUCAUAAUAGGUGGAGAAGUUCAGGAAACAUCUAAGAAAACUGCUGUUAAAGCCAUUGAAGAGUCUGACAUGUUACAGGAGACACUGGAAGAAUAUAUGAACAAACCUACAUUUUAACUGUAUAUCUACUUGAAGACUCAGUACUACAUGCUGUGAACUCCUGAAUAAGCAACACCCUAUGUUCAGUCUUGACAGAGCCUUUAGCACCAUGCCAAAAAAUGACUUAAAGGGAUUCUUUGUUAACUAGCAAAAAUUAAAGUUCUUUAGCAUAAUAUAUUUAUAAUUGCUACAUGUCUGUAUUAUAUUGUAUGUGAGUACUAACUGUGCCUCUGGUUGUUUGAAAUAACUGUUGCAUAACUCAAUCCACUAGUGAUUUGCAAUAUUUUAAUUCCAUGUGAUAUUUUAAAGCUACUUUCAAAAUAUUAUUUGCAAUAUAUUUGUGUUGGAUUUGAUCUUUUACUGACAGUUUGAAAACCAUAUUGGAUAACUCAUGAUUCUCAUUGUAAAGUAUACCUUACAUCAUUAUUGCCUUUCCUAAAUGUUUAGUUUUUUAAGUUGUACAUGAAUUCAAAGUUAUGUUACUAGUUCGGAGUUCUUACGUAAUGGUAGACAUUUUUAAUAUACUUAGUAAUACUGUAAUUUCUGGCCAGAUACAAUGUAUCUGAUGUUUAUGUCCUGAAUUCACUUAUUUUUGUCAGGAUUGGAAUUAAGGAAGAUAACCAAAGAGAGUAUAGAAUUUAAUACGUUUUUGAUGACUUAGAAGCUGCUAUGUAGACUGAGGUUUUAAUUUCAGCUUUAAAUUAAAUAUGAGACAUUUCAAUAAGGUUAUGUUUUCUACAAACUUUGUAUUUAUUAAGGUUUCAAAAGAUCUAGAGAUAGACUGUCUAUGAUAACCUGAUUAUAAAAUAGUAUGAUAGGGUUUAAUUACAUUAGCUAUUAUUAUUAUUGCUACUACUAUUGUAAGUUUCUUACAUUCCAGCCACUCUUAUUGGCUUGAGAGAUUUUGUUUCAAAUAUUUUUAAUGUAAAUCAAAUAUCAAAGCAUUGCUUAUAAGACUUUUAUUAUCAUUGCAGCCUACACAGUAGAUGCCUUUCCUCUCCUUUUCCUCUGGAGGAAUUAUUUGCUGCUGACCAUUAUUGUGGAUAUGUCACCUUCAUGUUUUCUGGACUGAAAAUACUACAUAACUGGGUACUAAAUGUGAUGAGACAUAUUUUGGGGAAAUAGCCCAGCAUGUUCUGGCUUGGUGCCUAUCUCUGAAGGCUUCAAGGUCUGGUGUCACUCCCAGUGGACGGUUAGGGACCCCGUAGUGCCCUUCGCAAGACAAGAGUGUGCUUGCUCUUGGAUUCUAUGGGAGCUCCCCGGUGGGAGACCCCUAGAGGACAUGGUGGAAAAACGUCCCUUUUGGUUUAUCUGAACAAACGUAUUUUGGGGGAAAUUAGCAAGACAAGAACAGAAGAAAAGGGAGAGAAAUUGACCGAUUCCUCAAUAUAACCAUUUCUUUAAAAGAACUAAUUCACAUUAGUAUAUGAAGUAGUCAUUUGGCUUUUAAUUUUUUUUGGUACCAGGGAUCAAACUCAGGAUCUUGCGCUUGUAAGGCAGGCGCCGGAACCGCUGAGCUAAAUGCCCAGCCCUCAUUUGGCUUUUAAUAUCUGAUAUUUCCUCAAGGUAAUGAUAAAUUACAAUUACGGCAUGAGAUUGAAAUAUAUCUUUUUCUUUUCGCACUGGGGAUCGAACUUGGGACCUUGCGCUUUCGAGACAAGCGACGGCACUACUGAGCCAAAUCCCUGACCCAAAGUAUAUCAUUUUUGAUCACUGUUUACUUGAGGAGUUCUUCAGUUUUGUGUUUUAACUUUUAAAAACAUGAUAGAAGUCUUUAUUUUUCAAAACAAUUUUGUAAAGAUAGACUUUAUGUAACUCUAUCAGUUUUUCUGGCUCACUUUCACUACUUUUGCAUGAAGGUAUCUCGAGCCUCAUUAAAUAUACUACAUAUCUGAAUAAUUCUAUAUUCAACACUGCCAGGCUACACAUAGGAUUUCUUGGACUUCCUGUCAACGUCACACAGAGAAUGAUCAUAUCUAUGUGGCAUACUGGGGUAAAGUUGAGGGACUUGGGAGAUGUCUUAUAUGGGUGUUGGUAAAAAUAAUCAUGUUUUCUUUAUAUACCAAAAGUACCAAAGAAAAGGAGAAAUAAUAAAUAUUCAAUUUGUAUAAAACUUCCAAAUAAAAUGUUUUUUAAAUUUUUAAAGAGGAUUGUGAGUAUGCUUUCAGGAAUAUAUUUAUUUUUAAAUCAGAUUUUUAUGCUUGAAAUUGCUACCCAUAAUUCCUGGCCAAAGUCCCUUGAAUAUGGCAUCUUCAUUUUCAUGUUAGCUACCAUUAAGGAGCCAUUGCACAAGUAAGUGACAGCAAAUGGGAGAAUAUUUAUUGCUUUUGCUCCAGUUGACUUCUCACACCUGUAUUUUUAUAAUCUGCUUUAUGUGUAAUUAAGGAAGUGAUCAGUGUUCAAAACUAGCAACAAUUCCUUUUCUUUCAUUAACAAAUGUAAAAUUGACUUUUGGAUGAGGAAAGUGGGGUUUUCCCCCCAUAUUGAGUCUCCUAAAAUAAUGAUAAGGAUUUUAUCAAAUAUACUGUGCUUCAAAACCUAAUAAUUCUUUAGGAUUCAUAUUAUAAUACCCAUCAAACAUUAUUGAUGAACUGUGUUUAAUUUCACUUUUCUAAGGAUUAAUCAAUAAACUAUACUGGUUAAUGUUAAAUGUA